UCCCAGGUAGAAAUUAAAUUCUUGCAGCAGCACAACAAAAUAUGUCAACAAUAUAAUAAACAAGAAAACAAGUUCAGUGUGUGUUUAUUAUAAAAGUUCUGUUUUUUUGCCUUCCAUCACAGUGAGGAAUGUGGAGGAGUCACUGUGGUGGAUGUUCAUGUUAAAAUGUUCUGUUGCUUUUUAUUGAAAUAACUGUAUGGCAAAUCAAAUUUCUCGUAUGUUGUAAAACAUACUUGACUAAUAAAGUAUGGUUAUGAUGAGGUGUAUAUAUAUAUAUAUAUACUGAACUUUGUUUUCUCGUUUAUUAAAUAGUUUACAGAGUGCCAUGUUUGCAUAUACUGGCGUGCUGCAGCAAAUAAGAAUGUCAUUGUUCUCUCUGGGGCAUUUGACAAUCAAAGAGUCUUGAGUAAAAAAUACAUUCUGAAUAUAAUUCCGAUACACCUUCAGAGUUUUCAAUGAAACUUGAAGUCUCCAAGCCUUUGCAUGUAAUCUGCAGGGCGAAGCUGUGUGCACCGAUCUCACUGGUAAUUGGGGGAUAAAGUCUUGUGUUUGAUGUCGCGGGUGCUGCAGACCAUGUUUGUCCAGCUCGACUCUGGCCAGACAGGGGUUGUGGUCUGGGUCACAGAGAGUUUUUUUCUCUCUCUCUGUAGAAAUCCAGAGCCCUCCCACUCCCAUUAUGUGAACUGAACCCGCUCAGGUUACACACUGCUGAUUAUGUCCCAUUACCCAAUCCUAUGGCCGUCUCUCUCCCUCUCUCUCUGCCCCAUCGCCAACUCUCAAUCCUCUUUGCAAAAACCAUUUACAUUUAACCCUCUUUUUUUUUAAUCGAGGGGGCGGGGGAAGUUAUUUUUGGAUUUUUUAUUUUUGUUUUUGCACCCCUUCAAAGUAAAAAUGUUGGUGCUUUUGCACGGGCCAGCUGACUUCAGGAGGUGCUGCAGAGAUGGACUGGGUUUGAUGCAUGCGAGAAAGAGCAGGGCAGAGCGAAUGCAGCCCAGGACAUUUGUGAUUGUGUGGUGCUUGCUCAGGCUGGCCGGAGGCGCCAGUCUACCCAGAGGGAAGCUCUCCUACCCCGGCGCCUGUCCCAACCAGCUGAACCCUAACCUGUGGGUGGAUGCCCAGAGCACUUGCGAGAGGGAAUGCAACGCCGACGAGGUAGAACCAACGCGCUGUGUAAUAGACGUGUGUCCUGAAACUAACGACUGCCAGAGCUUUGAGAAGUGCUGCAGGAACGUGUGCGGGCUGAAGAGCUGCGUGGCGGCACGGUUUGCCGACGGAAGCCUGGCAUCCUCGGCCCUCCCCCGAGAGGCGACGUGCGAGAGGGUGGUGUGCACGCAGCAAGGCUCGGAGUGCGACAUCUGGGACGGGCAGCCGGUGUGCAAGUGCAGGGACCGGUGCGAGAAGGAGCCCAACUUCACCUGCGCCUCGGACGGCCUGACCUACUACAACAGGUGCUACAUGGACGCCGAGGCCUGUAUCCGGGGCAUCAGCCUGGCCGUGGUGACCUGCCGCUACCACAUCACCUGGCCCAACACCAGCCCCCAGCCCCUGGAGACCACGGCCAACCCCACCUCCACCAGCUGGCUGGAGGACUCAGUGCCACCGGCCCUCUACACCAACCCCUUCCAUCAGUCGGUGUACGUGGGCGGCACGGUCAGCUUCCACUGCGACGUGAGCGGCCGCCCCAGGCCGGACAUCACCUGGGAGAAGCAGAGCGACCACCUGGAGAACAUCAUCAUGAGGCCCGACCAGAUGUACGCCAACCUGGUGGUCACCAACAUCGGGCAGCUGGUCAUCUACAGUGUCCAGCAGGACGAUGCCGGCAUCUACACCUGCACGGCCAGGAAUGCUGCUGGGCUGCUGAGGGCCGACUUCCCGCUCUCUGUCAUCCGGCGGGGACACUCCAGUGAGUCGGCGGUGGCGGGCGGCGGUGUGCGGCCGCUGCCCUCAGCCGAGUGCUUCAAGGAUCCGGACAAGAGGCAGUGCGGGCGGCAGCAAGUGCGCUGGUUCUACGACCACAAGAGAUCCACCUGCUCCACCUUCGCGUGGGGGGGCUGCGAGGGCGGCGGGAACCAGUUCGAGACGUACGAGGAGUGCCGGGCGUCGUGCGCCAACGAGACGGUCAACAUCUGCACCUUCCCCGCCGUCCAGGGGCCCUGCAAGCUGUGGGAGGCGCGCUGGGCCUACAACUCGCUGAUGAAGCAGUGCCACGCCUUUGUCUACAGCGGCUGCGAGGGCAACAAGAACAACUUUGAGAGCAGGGAGGUGUGCGAGGAGACCUGCCCCUUCCCCAAGUACCAGCAGUGCAAGGCCUGCAAGCCCCGGCACAAGAUCGUGCCCAGCUUCUGCAGAAGCGACUACGCCAUCGUGGGCAGGGUGACGGAGAUCGUGGAGGAGCAGGACUCCGGCGUGGCCCGCUUCACCCUCGACCAGGUGCUGAAGGACGAGAAGAUGGGCCUGAAGUUCUUCGACUUCAAGCACCUGGAGGUGAUCAUGUUGAACAUGGACUGGAGCUGCCCCUGCCCCAACAUCACGCUGAGCGACGGGCCCCUCCUGAUCAUGGGCGAUGUCCACGACGGCAUGGCGGUGUUGGGGGCAGAGAGCUACGUCCGGACCAUCAGUGACAAGCGGGUGAAAAAGCUGCACGAAAUCAUUGAGAAAAAGACCUGUGAACUGCUGCAUCGCUUCCAGGACUGAACUGGGCAAUCGUACAGUGGGGAUUGUCAUUGUCAUGCCAUUGUGUUACUGCUUAUAAUAUCAUGUUAUUCCAAGUA
Leucoraja erinaceus (little skate) is the source of this 2771-nucleotide messenger RNA. Its product is annotated as WAP, Kazal, immunoglobulin, Kunitz and NTR domain-containing protein 1-like. Gene Ontology annotation, cellular component: extracellular region. NCBI's taxonomy places the organism in Eukaryota, Metazoa, Chordata, Chondrichthyes, Rajiformes, Rajidae. Gene Ontology annotation, molecular function: serine-type endopeptidase inhibitor activity; protein binding. The transcript has 2 exons. The record is from RefSeq and is a predicted model, not a curated record. Bases 892 to 2694 code for a protein of 600 amino acids.